Molecule: messenger RNA, 5859 nt
Organism: Caenorhabditis auriculariae
Lineage: Eukaryota; Metazoa; Nematoda; Chromadorea; Rhabditida; Rhabditidae
Source: the annotation of a GenBank genome assembly
AUGAACUCUUUUUGGCAGUACCUCGAGACCACCUGUUCUGCGGCGCCUCCGCCCUUGUCGGCCGCUGUUCGUUCUUUGCGCUUUCUUCGUUUCUUCUUCUCGCCAACUCGUCCUUCUGCCGUUUCCUCCGCCUCGCUGCUAGUGUCCCGCAAAAAACCUCUUCUGUUGACUUUUCCUCUUUUAAUUUGCAACAAAUCGGGAUUUAUACAUUCAAAACGACCUUACUGAAGGUCCUCCUGACUUUGGAUCCGCAGACCGCGGCGUUUCCCAUCAGCUAUUACUUUCCUUUGGGUUAAGACGAGGCCAAGCUUUUCAGGAUUUUGAAGACGGGUUGUACCAGAUUGUAAAGAGCCUCCACAAUAAGUUAGCUCAGAGAAAAUUUGAGUUUUCAUCAUAAAGUUUGAAAAACACAGGUUUAGGUUUUUAAGAAAAAAAAAUUGAAAACUGAAUCAAAUCUCUCUUUUUCAAGUUCUAUCUGAGUUUUUCAGUUUAAGCUGAUCUGAAUGACUUUUUCAACUUUCAUUUUGUUCUUUUUGCAACGCUCUUAUCAUCCAUUAAUCAUUAUCAAUGAAGCGAGACUGACGUAAUAGUUUUGAAAGUUUUUCUCCCACUCCCAUUUCUUAGAAAGCGGCUGUUAUUAAAAGUUUCCUAACAUCUAUCGAUUCAAGCGAGUCUGAGCCAACUGUUUCCAUUUUUUUUUCUCUAAAAAGUUCCUCGUUCCGCUGGCAGUCGAGAUUUGUUGAUUCUGCUUCCGCAAAAGAUCUUAAACAAAAUUUCCCCAGCUUUUUCCACCAAAAAAUAUUUUUUGAAGUUCGAAAAUAUUCAUCAUUUGGGAGCAUCAAGAAAUAAUAAUAAGUUGUCUUAUGCUUCACUCUAUUCUUCAAAGGGUUUUUUUUGCGAGGAAAUCGUAUGGUCCUUGGUUAUCUUUUAUUUUAUAUUCAUAUUUUAAAAGUUUUGAUUUGAAGUUUUGAUUUGAAAUCUUGGAAUUUCAAAUUAUUUAUUUUAUUAUUAUUUCUUGAUUUAAUGAAAUUUCAAAGGUAGCAGAGAGAUCAAAGUCGAGGACGCAUUUUCCAAGUCUCCUCCUCUUCUUUUUCUCUCGGCCUUUUCUCUAUGAUCAAUGGCAAAAGAGCCACUAAGAUUCCUCCGUUUAACACUAACAUUUUCUCAUCCGGCGGUCGUCAUGGAGAUUCCAUUUUUUUUUAUCAGUUCCUUAAAAAUAUUACUUACAGCAAAAUGGACGAGGAACCGGGAAUGUCAAUGAUGUUGUCGGCGAUCGCUUCGCCCAUCGAUGACGACCCCUGGAACUUUGCCGACGGACCUUCUUUCUUCAAACACGAAUUAUGCGGUCCGUUCAUCGACAUAUUCAUUCAAAUAGUAGAAAGAUGAGAAAAUAAGGAUGAACAGGUUUAUAAUCGCCCUAACUGCGUUUAAAGAUGAGGAAAUCGAUUAUCAUCUUUUAGGAAAUUGUUUCCUCGAUAUAGUUUCACAUGCGGAAUUUAAAGUUCAGACUACAAGGGCAAAUAGCUAUAAACUAGGUGAUCGUUUCGUGGAAUUGGUAUACAUAUAUAGUGGUAUAUAAAUUAUAAUUUUUGUGCCAUCAAAAUUUUUUUUGAAAUUCCAAAUCUUGUAAAAAAAUAGAAAAGUUCGAUUUGAUUUUAACUUCAAGAAAAUGUGGUAAAAUGCUGUUUAAAACCGUCAUUUUGUUUCUCUUGUUUUCGAAAAAAAAAUAGAAAUUUUGGGAGAAAGCAUAACGAAGAUUUAAAGUUUCAUGAAAAAAAUGCGUUAUUGAAACGUUAAUUUUUCGGUUUUGAAUUCAACGCCGAAAAAUUUAGGCUUUUUUUGAAAAAUUUCAAUAUUUAAAGUUUAAAUUUUUUUAUGCGUGUUUGGGUGCACGAUUGCGUUGUUCCGCAAAGGUGAAUUUUGUCGAUUCCGGUAAAUUAAAAGUUUCCGACUCAAUAUUGCAUUCAAUAUUGCUGUUUAUUACGCUUCAUUCGAGAAAAUGUCGGUUCGAGGUUUGUUUUAUCGUUUAUUAUUUUACUCGAAACUUCUUUCUAGCAUUCGAACAAGGAAAAUUUGAAGCAAAAGUUUUUCAGACCGUCCGAACAGUUUAUUUUUUAAAAUAAAAAACAUUUCAUGAAGUUGUGAUACCUAGAUAACUCGAAAAUCUUGAAAUCUGGAAAUUCAAAGUUCGAAUCAAAGAAUCUGAAUGGUGUUUCUAUAAGUUUUUCCUUGAAAUAACUUUAGCAACUAUCAUCUUAGUCCUAAUCUAUUCGAAUUGGACUUUUUUUUUACCUUCAGACGCCCUCGACUCAGCCGCCCAAUCGCCUUCAUCGUCGCUUUUCGACGAUGACGUCGACGCUUCGUCGUACUCUUCAUCAUUGGCGGGAAUAAUGGCGUCGAUGGAGAGCGACGCGAAUUCAGGCAGUCUGUUGCUAGGCUUGCCAGAUCCGAAUGCUGCAGAAACAGUUCCCAAGAAGAAGCCUGUGGGUUAGUGGGAAUUCCCCAAGCUGUUUUGACAACUUCAUUAUACCUAAUAAUCUGUUUAUGAGCACAAUUUCAGUGAGGAGGAGAGCUCGCGAGUGUUCAAUGGUGUGUUGGCUGUUUCGAACGCUUCUCACUUCAGAAUACCGCGCCUUGCCACUCAACGCCAUUUUCGAGAUCUUCGAGGAGACGGUAGUUUUUCCUUCAGCCUAUCAAUAAACUUUGUGUCUUUCAGUUGCAGAACCCGUUGUCUUCUUCAGGUCGACAUUGGCGACAGUCCAUUCGACACUGUCUCAGCUCUUCGAUCGUCUUCGUCCGCGUCCUCACCCCAAAUGUAGGUUCAACUACGUUUUCGCCGAGCUCAUGCUCUAAUUUUUUCUCAAUUCCUGUCGAUCACCCAUUGUAAUAAGCCGCGAACUUCGCUCUCUUUUUUGUUUCUUUCUUUUCCGUCUAUCGCUUGUCUGCUCAGCCGUGUGUGUGCUCUUCAAGCUUUUUCCUCUACCGUUUUUUUUCUUUUUCUGUUGGUUUCCUGGAACUCGGAAAUGUUACUGCGGCAAAUGCUCGAGUUUGUAUUGGAGGCGCAGGGGGUAUGUUUUGGUCGGACCUAUCGGACAAAAGAUGUGUGAAUUGGGUCGAAAAACAGGGAAAUAGCAAAAAUCAAAAAAAGAAAAUUACUCAGAUUCAUUGAGAAAAAGGUUAUUCUAUUUGAAUUCAUUGGAAGAUAAGAUUAAAUUUUUGAAAUUGCACAAAUUCUUAGUUUUUUAUUUGUGUGCUUUUGCCCAGUUUUCUGAGUUUAUCAUUCGGAAAAAAAUGGAGAGUCCAUUUUGAAAAACGAGUUUCAUUUAGGAAGUCCAAACUAAGUGAAACUUUCCGGUUCCGUUUCUCAUAUUUUCCAGCGAAUAUGAACUUUCGCUUUGCUAUCACCUUUGCAGAACAACUACACUUCUUAUUACAACCGCAGAGUAUCGAAUUUCCUCGGUGCGAUCCCACGAGCGUAUUCUGUUUAACAAAAAUCACUCGGAACAAAAAAAACUUCCUUCUCUGAAGGCUCUUUAUAAUUGAGGAGUUUCGGUCAGAAAAAAAAAAAUUAUUUACCAGUGGAAACCAGUUGCAGCAUUACUGCGAAAAUUAUAUUUUCCUCUAUUACACUAAACUUUCGCUAGAUAUAUAGAUAACCACGCCAAGUAACUGCGAGAAAGAAAACAAGGCGCAAGAGAAAAAAAAAGAUUGAAGAUACAGCUGUUGGGAGAUUACAUCAGCACGGAAGCUGAAGGAGCAUGAAAUCCUUGAUCAAGGCUGCUCUAUCGCGAGAACUUUGAUCGACAUUCUAUAAACUCUUUUUCUUGUCGAAGAAAGAAAAUCUAUUUAUUUUUUCUAAGGUUUAAAAAUAUGAUAGCUUCAAUAAAGAGAGCUCAAGCUGUGAAAUUUUUUGCUUCGAAACAGACAUAGUUUUCAGAAAAUUGGAAUAUAAUCAUAACGAAAAAAGUUUUUUAUGAAAAGUUUUGUGGGCCACUGGUUUCUCUGAAAAUUUAGAAAUGUGUUUCUUAGUUGUCAGAUCUUUUAGAACCGAACUGGAAGCUGGAACUUCCGGUACUCUGAAUGAAUAGGAUUCCUAUGCAGUAAAUUGAAGUGUGUCCGGGCUAAUGUAAUCAUAAUUCCCAGGCUAAGAAACCUUUCGUUGAGAGAAAAAGUUCAAAAUCGAACGGUUUGCAGCCGCGCAAGGACUUUCUGGUGAUGAACGAGGCGGGAUCCUGGUGGACGGUGCAUCCGGACUGCGAACUCGCCUGUGCCGAGCACGUCUUCCGCGUCGGCGUCGACCAUCGUUGUCCGCCGUCGACGUCUUUGGCCGCCUACUGCUCUCGGUACGUCUUCUCUUCGUAGAGUGGAGCCGAACCAAAAAGUGCCGCCAGUCGCGCGUUUUCGAGAGAAUUAAACUCAGCCACUCGGCCACGGCUGCCCCGAACCUCUUGCUUCACACUUGAAAGUCUAUCGUCAAAUAUUUGCCCUGAGAGCAUCGCUAACUUCACGGAAGCUCAGGCGAAUUUGAACCCUACGGUUUUCUUGAUCUUGUAGGGCUUCUCUUUUGUUUGGGGACUUUCAUUUUUAGAUUAGAUAGAAAGAAAAUUCGAAAAUUUGAUAAUAACUAGAGUAAACAAAAAACAGUUCUGGAUUGAAUUUGCUCAUUGGAAACGUGUAAGUUUGGUUGUUUUUUGGUUGCACUCAUCAAAAAACGACUUCGUAUAUUGACUCUCAUUGCAGACUGAACGAGGCUAAAGCACGUCCGAAAUGGGCAGAUUUGCAACGGAGCACAUCUGUUCAGCUUCUGCAGCAGCCACGUCUCGCCGUUCCGCUCAGGUUAUCUGCAUUCCCAUAUUUAGAAAGUCAUUCUCUGGGAAAAAAAAUCAGAUAUUUUAUUGAAAAUUUUUUCAGGCAGUACUCUUCGAUCUUAACGAGCGACAUCUCUGCCAUCGACCACGAAGAAGAAGUUCGAUGAACACGAAUUCAACAAUUUCAUUCAUUCUCAAAAAGCGGCAGAAUUUUCUUUCAAAAGUUUUUGUUGAGUAUUUUGAAGCAGUUGAAACCCCACCGCAUUUUUUUCAUGUCAAGCUCAAACCAGAAAAAAAUGUUUGAUUCUGGCUUCUGGGUUCUCACGUCUCUCUCUCAAUCGGCUUUCCAAUCAUGGGUAUUCUUUUCUUCUCAUUUGCUCAAUUGUACCGCUAGUUUAAUGAACAGUUUUUUUUCUAUUUUGAACAGAUUUUUUACAGAAAAAAGCGGGAGAAGGUUUCGCCAAUAUGAAGAACGGAAAUUUUUUGAAAUUUGAGAAGUUUUCAAACCGACCGCGCUUAAGCUAAUUCUGAAAACAGACACGUAAAUGCAAAUGGCCGGUCUCGACGAAAAUACCACAUCAAUUUUUAUUUCAAGUUAUUAUUCGCGAAUCAAAUAUUGAGUCCGAUUUCUUUCUUAUUUUUUUUUUCUAAAAAAUAAGAAAUUUAGUAUCCCUCCGACAGAUUAGGAGACGUCCCUACUGGAAAGUUGUGCAUCUGCGGUGAGUUCUACGAGUCCCCGAUAGGCCACUGUGAUCGAACUUUCUUUUGUUCCACAUGAAGUUUAAACAUGAACGACCUCUGUCUUACAAACAACUUGUCUGUCGCUUAAGUUUCGGAUACACUGUAUCCGAUAUUUUAAGCGAGGGCACUGUGCCCGAUCGUGGAAACUUUGGACGGUUGCCGAUUUGGUUUGAGCCGGGUGAUCUACACUAGAUCUCCUGGGCUCGCACCGGGAUCCUGCAGUUGUCAACCAGGCAAGCUCCCCGACAAAAUUCCUGCUUUGCUGUCGUGUUGUCCGAUGAGCGUGAACUGGUUGCAAUGGAUCUCGUGA